GUGUGCGGCUUUUUUUGUGUGUUUUUUUGAGAAAGGGGCUCGGGCAACUUGAUGGGGACUCCAAGCAGCCUGGCGUAUGGGGAGCGCCCUCCGAGGGAUUUUGGAGGGGAUUGAAGAAGGCGGGCGGCUGGGUGGGGGGCUUCGGGGAGGGCUUGUUGCAGUGCGAUCAUGCAGAGGGCCAGCGUGAUGGGGAUGCCCACCCCGGAACCCAGCGGGUCUUAUUCCCAGCAGUUCAAAGCCAUGAGGUUCUCCUAUCACAUCGAAGGGGGAGCAGCGACUUCACCCCAGAUCCGAGCCGGUCCUAUUCAGACCUCACGCCUCCUGGUCAAAAGCCUCUCUUUGGAGCCUGCUCCAGAACAUCAUUCUCCAGAAGCCCCCCAGCGGCUCAUCUCAGACCCAGGACCUGACAGUGGUGAAGGGGAAGCCGCCAAGCUUCGCCCACUCAAACGAACCCCAGGACCAAAGCCACAAGUCCCUCCCAAGCCUGCCCAUCUACAGAACAUCCAGCUGCCUCGACUUCUUGAAUCCAUUCCCCCACCUCCGUCACGCCCCCUCCCAGCUGAUCCACGCUUGAGCCGUAGCCCGCAGCCAAAAGAUGGGUCUGGGUCAUUGUCGGCUGUGUCCUGCCUCAUUGAGAAGUUUGAGAGGGAGCCUGUAAUCCUGAUGGUAGAGCAGGCCUCUUCACCGUGUCCCAGCCCAGACCUGCAGACCCCAGAGACUGGUCCAAUGGAGCCUUUACUUGAUCGGCCAGCUUCCUUGGAAUCAGCAGAGCUGGCCCACAAACUUCUAGACCUCCUGGUGCUGGACGGGGGCCAAGAAGCUGGGGGCAACGCUGCCUGCCUGCCCUCUCAUGAUGGUGGGAAGUUGGCAAACCGAGACAGCGGCAUUGACAGCAUCAGCUCGCCAUCCAACAGCGAGGAGAUCUGCUUUGGAGGGGAAGAGGGCACCGGAGAGGGAUCGGGACCACCACCGCCUCCUGCCAUCAUCAAGCGCCGCUCAACCCGAGAUUCUGAAGGGGACAGUGACAUGGAUGAUGGGAGUGGGGAUGAGGCCGAACUGCUCCCUGAACUCCCACCUCCACAGGCUGAGAGGCAGGAUUCAGAUGAGAUGACAGUUCCACAGAAGGUCUUCCGAAUUGCCAACGAACUUCUUCAAACAGAAAAAGCCUAUGUAUCUCGUCUGUAUCUGCUGGACCAGGUUUUCUGCGCCCGUCUUCUGGAGGAAGCACGUAGCCGAAACUCUUUCCCAGCCGAUGUGGUGAUGGGCAUUUUUGCCAACAUCUGCUCAAUCUAUUGCUUUCAUCAACAGUUUCUGCUCCCAGAACUGGAGAAGCGUAUGGAAGAAUGGGACCAGCACCCUCGCAUUGGGGAUAUCCUUCAGAAACUGGCUCCGUUCCUUAAGAUGUACGGCGAGUAUGUCAAGAACUUUGACCGCGCCAUGGAGCUGGUCAACACCUGGAUGGAGCGCUCCGCCCAGUUCAAGGGCAUAAUCCAUGAAAUCCAGCGGGAAGAGAUAUGUGGGAACCUAACUCUGCAGCACCACAUGCUGGAGCCAGUCCAGAGAAUUCCUCGCUAUGAGUUGCUGCUGAAGGAUUAUCUUCUCAAGCUCCCUCCGGAUUCGCCUGAUUGCAAGGAUGCCCAGAAAUCCCUGGAACUCAUUGCCACUGCUGCGGAACACUCAAACGCAGCCAUCCGCAAAAUGGAAAGGAUGCACUCGUUGCUGAAGGUGUAUGAGCUGCUGGGAGGUGAGGAAGACAUUGUCAGUCCCACUAAUGAGCUCAUCAAGGAAGGGCACAUCCUGAAGCUUUCUGCAAAGAAUGGGACAACCCAAGACCGGUACCUAAUCCUGUUCAAUGACCGCUUGCUGUACUGCGUGCCAAAGCUGCGUCUCAUUGGCCAGAAAUUCGGAGUCCGCGCUCGUAUCGAUGUAGACGGGAUGGAGCUGAAAGAGACCAGCAGCCUCAAUGUGCCCCGGACCUUCCUUGUAUCAGGGAAGCAGCGAUCCUUAGAACUUCAGGCCAGGACUGAAGAGGAGAAGAGAGACUGGAUCCAGGCGAUACAGGCAACCAUCCAGAAGCAUGAGCAGACUUUAGAGAUGUUCAAGCAGCUGCUCAGCGAAGAUGAAACACCACCCAAUUCCCCAGGGUGUGAACUGGGCCGGCGGGCACCCACGCCGAUCCGGGAAAAAGAAGUCACCUUGUGUAUGCAGUGCAAGGAAUCCUUUAAUGCCCUCACCAAGCGGAGACACCAUUGCCGGGCUUGUGGCCACGUCGUCUGUGGAAAAUGUUCGGAGUUCCGGGCCCGCCUGGUCUACGACAACAACCGCCCCAACCGUGUCUGUACUGACUGCUACACAAUGCUGCAGGGCUCCCCUGCUAGUCCCAUCCCACACCCCAAUACACCUCAGCGCCGGAGAUCCAUUCUGGAGAAACAGGCUUCUGUGGUAGCAGAGAACAGUGUGAUCUGCAGUUUCUUGCACUACAUGGAAAAAGGAGGGAAGGCUUGGCACAAAGGCUGGUUUGUCAUCCCGGAAAACGAACCCCUGGUACUGUACAUCUAUGGAGCUCCUCAGGAUGUGAAGGCCCAGCGGUCAAUGCCUCUGAUUGGCUUUGAGGUCAACCUUCCGGAGCCCGGUGAGCGAGUGGAUCGUCGCCAUGCCUUCCGGAUCAGCCAAAGCCACCUGUGCUGGUAUUUUAGCCCCGAGACCGAGGAGCUACGGCAACGGUGGAUGGAGGUGCUGAGCCGGGCUGGCCGUGGAGAAGAAGCCAAGGGACCACCUUCCAUCCAGGAGGCUGAUGAGGAUACAGAGGCAGAAAGAACCUAGAUGUGAUGCCUGGGGGUUAAGGAAUAAUUGCUUCUGCCCACCUUGGGACACUUGGUCCUAAUUCUCCAACCAGUAUACUUGAAACAUUUUUCAUCUUGUUUUUUCUCUCUCUCUCUCUCUCUUUGGCACUUUCCCAUCCGCCUUUUCUUUUCUCAGCAUCAGGAUGGCCCACCUCCUGCCUCUGUGAUGACAGAGACUUGUCCUCAACGUUCUCUGCUGUUCCUGGCGGCAGAGAUGCUCCGCAUGCCCUGAGGUUUGUUCUAGGCCAGUUCCUAGUCCCAGCUGUAGCAUGUGGGCACCCAACACUUCCCUCUCCUCUCUUGCUUCCUCCUCCCUUUCAAUUGUACACAGGGAGACGCUGAUCCAAGAAGGUGGAUUUCUUCCUUCCAACACCCCUGCCCUAUGGUUUACAUUUGGACCAAGAUCUGUUCUUCCAGGCUCCACUGCUUCAUUUAGCACUUAACGAAAAUGUCUUUACAGCAGUGACUUUGUAAGAUGGUUGUGGGGGAGCAAAUGGGCAUGGAACCCGCUCGCGUCAGCAGAGGGCUGUGCGUUUCCUCCCAAGCGUGAAUCUGCCUCCUAUGUUAUUCUUCUCUUCAUCUUUGUGAAAUUUAAGUGGAAUGUUGUCUGUCAUUUCUUCAUACUGUCAGCCACUUCUCAGAUAGAAGAAGGCUGAGCUCAGCGCCCUUUCUUCCGUUAGGACCUGAAAUGUCUUGCCUCCAGGAAGAGAAUCAGCAUUAACAUCAUGCAGACUGGGAGACAACGGGCAGUUUUGGAGAAGAAAAGGAUAGGCAAGGUCGCCUUACAGAAAAACCCAGUCUUCUACCAAAAAUGUGGACCAUAUUCCUGAAUUCCCACAUUCCAAUGAACGCUCUUCCUUCCUCUGCCUUUUUUUAUUUGUUGGAUUUCAAGGGCACAAUCUACCGAAGAUUUCUGUUUAUGUAUUCCCUAAAGUGACGGGACUUGCACAACCCUGCAGACAGUAGUCAUAUAAAGCCCACUCUUCUAGUCUGUGGCUGGGUUUAAAAAAAAAGAAUUGGGAAAUUAUGCUCUUAGGUGUGCUUUCAAACUGUAAGAAUGCAGCAAAAUGGUGUAAUGAUUAAGGAAAGGAAAACUGUAGAAUCAGCUGUCUGAAUGAUGAAUGGAUCAGCUGAAGGAAGUCUGGGAAAUGCCAUCUUCAGGUCCUUUUUUAUGAGGAACAGGAAACAGAGCCAUAGCAAGAGGGUAAAAAGUUCUAAAUGGAAGAGCCUGUCCUAGUCUUGCCUCCUGCUACGAAAGAGGGAUGUGUGCUUGACUCCCUUUGCUUUUAAGUCCCACUCACUUCAAUAUGAAUGUAAGCCUUGCCUUGGUACACCACAGCAAAGUCUAUUCAUUAAGGGAGAGGUGCUUAAACUGUGGCCCAUCUGAUGUUUUCUGCUCAAGUGGCCCCUGAAAAAGCUGCAAAUAGUCCAAGCAUGUUCUUGACUCCCCACCCCACCCCUUUUAUCACAGCAUUCAAUGCUGUAAUUGCCAGGAUCAGGUGAUGGAACCGGCUGACUUGAGAAAGUGAUUUAUAACCCUAGUGGGGGCUCGUCAGUUCCUCCUGUUUUUUUUUUUUUCACUUAAAGGGGUCCUGCUCAGAGGUUUCAGUUAGAACCCAUGAGUUCUGUAAUAUGGUGCUGGGUUUGAAGGUGCUAAAGAAAGGUGUUACUAAAACGGGCUUUGUAUAUGCAUAUGCCUAUAUUUGUUAAUAACUGGUCUUGCAAAAUUCCCCGCAAUUUUCAUUUGGUCUCCAGGUGGGACGUGUACGUAUGAGAAUCACUGUAGCAGUGUGGGACAAAUGAUUUUGGGGAUUUCACUUGCAGGGUAUGAAAACAAUAGCCAUUCUCCUCUUCUUUUUCCUUAACAUCUGAUGUAGCAUCCUUACUACAUCGCACAAAGUCAGGGCUGGGGAACCUCAGGCUGUUGGGCCGAACACGCUCCUUCCGGAGCCCACCGUGGUGCUGUAGGAUGGCUGAGAAUGGUGCUUACCCCCUUGUUAUGAUAUGAUUGGCAGUUUCUAGCCUUUUAUAUGGAGUUUCUCUUUUCUGAGAUGCUUGGCAUGCUUUUCCUAAUACAGUCAUGCCCCGCUAGACGAUUACCCCACUCUACGACGAAUCUGCUUUAUGCUGACAUUU
Messenger RNA from Pogona vitticeps (central bearded dragon), 4979 nucleotides. It is a transcript of the gene FGD1, whose product is annotated as FYVE, RhoGEF and PH domain containing 1. The record is from RefSeq and is a predicted model, not a curated record. Gene Ontology annotation, biological process: filopodium assembly; cytoskeleton organization. Gene Ontology annotation, molecular function: metal ion binding; guanyl-nucleotide exchange factor activity. Gene Ontology annotation, cellular component: cytoplasm. Lineage: Eukaryota; Metazoa; Chordata; Lepidosauria; Squamata; Agamidae.